AUGUUCGCCCGCUACCUUGCUCUUAUUGCGGUUACUGUCGCUACUGUUGCCGCCAACAAGCUUUGUGGUGAUCCACUGUGCCAGAAGGAAGUUGGUCAUGCCUCUUACUGUAAGGAUUACGCGCGACAUCCAGCUGGGCGUGUUUGCCAAACUCUCGAUCCCAAGGACACAAGACGCAUUCCCUGCGAGUGUCCUAAGCCAACCCCCACCACAACUACCCCUACUCAACCACCGAAACCUCCCCGCAAGCCUUGUUUUGGCGGUGAUACAUUCUGUAUCUUGGUGACAGAAGGUGGUAUCUGUAGGAGGUUGCCGGGCUGGAAGUUCGUCGGCAAGUGCGAUGGUGGUAACAAACCUGAUCCUUUACCAUGCUUCUGCUUCUAG
Messenger RNA from Perkinsus marinus ATCC 50983, 384 nucleotides. RefSeq lists its product as hypothetical. The record is from RefSeq and is a predicted model, not a curated record. Bases 1 to 384 code for a protein of 127 amino acids. NCBI's taxonomy places the organism in Eukaryota, Perkinsozoa, Perkinsida, Perkinsidae. The transcript has a single exon.